AUGGGGAAGAAAAGAGUUGCGCUGAUAAUAGGGUACAACGGAAUUGGGUACAGGGGAAGCCAGAUAAACAAGGACGAAAACACAGUGGAAAAAACAGUUUGCGACAGGAUAGCGGAGCUGCGGUACAUCUCCGAGAGAAAUGCGGAGGACUACUCGAAAGUCGGCCUGCAAAGGUCCUCGAGAACGGACAAGGGCGUGCAUGCAGCGAUGCUGGUGCUUUCCCUGAAGAUUGAGGUCGACAAAGAGAGAAACAGCCGGGACCUGGAGAUGAAGCUCCGAGAGGCUCUGGCUCCGCACGGGAUACACCUCCACAGAGUGGUCGAGACUACGAAGGGAUUUGACCCAAAGGCCCGCUGCGAGUCUCGGGUGUACGAGUACUUCGUGCCUGAAGAGGCGUACUCCCUGCCGGAAGACACUGCAGAGAAGGUCUCCGAGAGGAGGGCCGUGCUCGUGAAGGCGCUGAAGUCCCUCGAGGGCACGCACAACUUCCACAACUUCACAGCGCAGAACCAGGAGAAAGGCCCGAAUCGGUACAUAAAGGAAAUAUCCGUGGAGGCUAUUUCGUAUGGAAAUAGUCGGUGGGAGAGAGUGACCCUGCACGGACAGAGCUUUAUGAUACACCAGAUCCGGAAGAUGAUUGGGUUCUCGGUUCUUUGCGCGCGGAAAGCUGCCUCUGAGUCGGACGUGGGGCGGUUUCUCUCUCUCGUGUUCUGCCCCGAGAAAAGAAACAUCCCGAAAACCCCCGGGGAGUUUCUUCUGCUGUCGCACAGUUACUUCACGAACUACAACGAGCGCUUUGGAGGGGAAAGGGGCGGAGCAAUAGACAGUGCCGGGUGCGAGGAGUACAAGAGAGCUGAGCUGUACCCGAUUGUGUGCACCCGGGAGAAUGCAGACAAGUUCAGGCAGUGGCUGGAGGUGCUUGACAAGCACCCGGAGGAGUUUGCGUACAUGGAGCUGCCGUGA
Molecule: messenger RNA, 963 nt
Organism: Nematocida major
Lineage: Eukaryota; Fungi; Microsporidia
Product: tRNA pseudouridine38-40 synthase
Exons: 1
Coding region: 1-963 (320 amino acids)
Biological process (GO): mRNA pseudouridine synthesis; tRNA pseudouridine synthesis
Cellular component (GO): nucleus
Molecular function (GO): RNA binding; pseudouridine synthase activity
Source: RefSeq, a predicted model, not a curated record